AUGCAGACUGCUUCUACAAACAUUUGUGAAAGAAUGUGCAAUAAGUCCAUCUGUGACAUUUCCUUGCUACUAAAUAUUCUAUGGUCAACUGUUGGUGGUAUUAUGACAAAGUGGAAGCAACUGGGAACAACAGCAACUCAGCCACGAAGAGGUAGGCCACAUAAAAUGACAGAGCAGUAUCAGCGCAUACUGAAGCGCACAGUGCGCAGAAUUCCCCAACUGUCUGCAGAGUUAAUAGCUAAAGACCUCCAAAUUUUGUGUGGCCUUCAGAUUAGCACAACAGUGCAUAGAGAGCUUCAUGGAAUGGGUUUCCAUGGCCGAGCAUCUGCAUCGAAGCUUUACAUCACCAAGUGCAAUGCAAAGCAUCAGAUGCAGUGAUGUAAAGCACCCCGCCACUGGACUCUAG
Messenger RNA from Staurois parvus, 406 nucleotides. The record is from the annotation of a GenBank genome assembly. Lineage: Eukaryota; Metazoa; Chordata; Amphibia; Anura; Ranidae.